AACCUGAUGCCACCUCUCUGCGUCCCGGGCCGAUUACUUUCCCAGCUGCGUUGUGGGUUGACGUCUCCAGCCUCCGCACCAACCAGGAUUUGCCCAACAAUGGCUCGUCCAAGUUCAAGUAUGGCCGACUUUCGGAAGCAUUUUGCAAAAGCCAAGCACAUAGUUGUCAUUUCGGGGGCUGGCGUUAGUGCCGAGAGUGGGAUUCCGACCUUCAGAGGAGCAGGAGGUUAUUGGAGAAAAUGGCAAGCUCAGGACCUGGCCACCCCUCAGGCCUUUGCCCGAAACCCGUCCCGGGUGUGGGAGUUCUACCACCACCGGCGGGAGGUGGUGCAGGGCAGGGCGCCCAACGCCGGGCACCUGGCCAUCGCCCAGUGUGAGGCCCGGCUGCACGGGCAGGGCCGCCGGGUGGUCAUCACCCAGAACAUCGACGAGCUGCACCGCAAGGCUGGCACCAAGAACCUUCUGGAAAUCCAUGGUAGUUUGUUUAAAACCCGGUGUACCUCUUGUGGAGCUGUAGCUGAGAAUUACAAGAGUCCAAUUUGUCCAGCUUUAUCAGGAAAAGGUGCUCCAGAACCUGAGACUCAAGAUGCCAGAAUCCCAGUUGAGAAACUCCCUCGGUGUGAAGAGGCGGGAUGCGGGGGCCUGCUGCGACCUCACGUCGUGUGGUUUGGAGAGAACCUGGACCCUGCCAUCCUGGAGGAGGUUGACAGAGAGCUGGCCCUCUGUGACUUGUGUCUAGUGGUGGGAACGUCCUCGGUGGUCUACCCCGCGGCCCUCUUCGCCCCACAGGUGUCCGCCCGGGGAGUGCCGGUGGCCGAAUUUAACGUGGAAGCGACCCCCGCCACCAACAGAUUCAGGUUUCACUUCCAGGGGCCAUGUGGGACGACUCUUCCUGAAGCCCUAGCUCCUCAUGAAACUGAACCUGUCUCUUAGUCGUCCCG
Molecule: messenger RNA, 941 nt
Organism: Sus scrofa (pig)
Lineage: Eukaryota; Metazoa; Chordata; Mammalia; Artiodactyla; Suidae
Gene: SIRT5
Product: sirtuin 5
Cellular component (GO): nucleus
Molecular function (GO): NAD+ binding; protein-malonyllysine demalonylase activity; protein-succinyllysine desuccinylase activity
Source: RefSeq, marked provisional